This is a messenger RNA of Olea europaea var. sylvestris, 751 nucleotides long. RefSeq lists its product as uncharacterized. The transcript has 4 exons. Bases 105 to 419 code for a protein of 104 amino acids. Lineage: Eukaryota; Viridiplantae; Streptophyta; Magnoliopsida; Lamiales; Oleaceae. The record is from RefSeq and is a predicted model, not a curated record.
UGUUCGUCCGCAAAUUCCAAUCGGGACUGGAUAACGCCCGACUCGCAAGCAGUCUCUGCAAAACACAGAGAUCAGGGAAAAGGAACACGAAAAAGUAAAGAAAAAUGAUGAGAACAAGAUUGUUAUGGUUCUCACUGGGGUUUGCCUCCACCUCUGCAGUAAUGACUCACUUUGUUUUCAAAGAUCUCUGGAUUGAUCGCAAAUGCAUCUCUUCCCAGUUGAAUGAGAAAUUUAGUUCUUUAGAUACCCGAGUUUCCAAUCUGGAAUCCCUUCUUCCUCAUAAACACCCUCCGCAACCGGUUGACAUGGAACCCCCAAUACCAAUAGUGGGAAAUCAAAAUUCAAGUUUUGUUCGGGAAAAAUUUAUUGGACGAAGGCAAUAUUUAAUGAUGCUUCAGCUUUUUGGUUGCCCAUCUUGAAGUUCAUAGAGCUCUCGCGUGUCAUCUUUCUUGGAUGAAGGCAAUUUGCAAAAAGAUCCAUCAUGCUUGGUGUUGUAGCCCAUUGCUGUUAAUGUAUUUUGGACAAGUUUGUUAUGGAACGUUAUGUUAGGCAAAAUGUUAGUAUGAGAUACUCCGCUCAUAGAUUUACAUAAUUUUAGUUUUGUGAGGUGACACCCUCUGUAGCUAGGCUUAAUCUAAACUUGUUUGUCACUUGUUUGGCAUCUUUGUUAUCAGAAUGCAAUCUGUUUUAUGGCUUGUUAUCAAGGGCCUCGUGGAGUUUUUAUUUUUAUAAUUGAAGUUAUUUUCUAUAA